Messenger RNA from Setaria italica (foxtail millet), 1699 nucleotides. RefSeq lists its product as uncharacterized. Bases 122 to 1282 code for a protein of 386 amino acids. The transcript is spliced from 8 exons. NCBI's taxonomy places the organism in Eukaryota, Viridiplantae, Streptophyta, Magnoliopsida, Poales, Poaceae. The record is from RefSeq and is a predicted model, not a curated record.
UUCCCAGCGCAUCUGCCUCGUUGUAGCUUCUCCCCUCCCCGUUCCUCUUUUUCAGUCUUCGCCGCCCCCCAAACCGCCUCCCGAGGAAAACCCAAACUCCGCGAAAUUCGAGGUAAAUUCCAUGGGCGGCGGCGGCGGCGGCGGCGAUCUCACCCCCACCAGCAUCCCCUCCUCACCGUCGUGCUCGUCGGAGGUCCUUCCUCCUGAGUUCGCCGAGUACGUGGCCGUCUCGCCGGUCUCCGACGACGAAGAAUCCGAUGAGUGCUCUGUCUACGACCACGCCGAGGUGGAUGCUCGACACUUCGGCCGCCGGCUGCAGGACCACCUGCGGGAGGCGAAAGAGUUCAUCAGGAGGUAUAAGCCUGGGGAUUGCAUUGAGGGAGCUGGCGGAGCAAAAGCUGGGGACUAUAUCUUGCCUGAGAUCACUACACUUCUGCUAGUGGGCCCUAGAGGUGCUGGCAAGAGCACCCUUGUGAACCGAAUUACAAGGGUCUUUGACAAGGAUGAUGACCCUUCUGCACCAGAUCGAGCACAGGUGUCAGGAAAUUCAAAAUCAAAUGGUACAGUCUUCCUUCGUGAGUAUCCAGUUCCAAGGAAUUCAACUGCUAUAUGUAUUUAUGAUACACAGAGCUUAUCAUGCAACCCACAAAAUAAUUUCAAGACACUGCAGAAGUGGAUGACAAAGGGAAUCAGCCAUGGGGAGAUAGCGACUGGCAGGGAUACUAAUGAAGGCAAUAAUACUAAGGACAUUAAACCAUUGGGGAAUCAGUUCAGUUAUCUUCGUUGCAAAACCAGGAAGGUCAACUUUGUGAUAUUUGUUGUUGACGGUGUUUCUAUCCUUCAGGCAAUUGAGAGUAACACGGAAGAUUACAUUGACAUACUGCGUCAAACAUUUAUGUAUCCAUGCUUAUCAAUUGGAGAUGAUAAACCUGUUGUUGUGGUCACAAACGGUGAAAGACUAUCGAUACAACAACGUGCUUGUGUUCAAAACAAGUUAGUAGAUCUACUAGGCAUUCCUGUCCAGCAAAUUUUUGAUAUACCAGGAUCUGAUGAUUACCAAACUGAUCUGGCUAUAUUGGAUAUGUUACGUUACUGUAUCCAACAUGCAGAGCAGAACCUCCCCAUUAAAUUGAGUUAUCUUUUAGAGGUGCGUGGGCGUGAAACUUUUGAGAUUGCAGCAGAGCAGCUGAUGGCCUUAGAUGCAGUCAUUGAAGCCACCAUUAUUUUCCUCUGCAUCGUGAUCCUUCUACUUCGGUUUUCAGAUAAAUUGUUGCAAUCGUAGCUAUGGCAUGCGAUUGAUUUGUAAAUAAGCAAAACCAAGGAGUCUCGCCUUCUUUAGCUAGCAGUGUACACAUGGUACUGUACCUAGAAAAUACCCACUAGACAAUACAAUGGACGGCACCAAUGUGCAUGACUAUGGUUAUGCAAGACACCGAAUCCUGUUUCUAUCAUACAUGCUUGUAUAGUUGCAUAUAGGCCGGAGCCGGACGUGCCUUUAUAUUGUGUGAAUAGUUUUCCGUGAACUGCAGGAGGAAGUCUUCUAAUAUCCGACGAGCCUUUACGCAGUCUAUUGAGCCUUUCCCCUCGUUUAACAGGGUCUCGGCUCUGUAAGGGAUAGCAUCAAACACCUGUGUGUAAUACAGCACCUGUAAUGUAAUGCCAUCAUCAGCAGGUUGCAGCAAAAGGAGCAAUUUGUUUC